Messenger RNA from Penicillium egyptiacum, 543 nucleotides. The record is from the annotation of a GenBank genome assembly. NCBI's taxonomy places the organism in Eukaryota, Fungi, Ascomycota, Eurotiomycetes, Eurotiales, Aspergillaceae.
AUGGCUUCAACAGCCGGUCCCGCCAUUCAUCAAGCUGAUGGGUCCCAAAUCAGCCAAGCACCUCCACCCAACCCUCUACCCAAGCCUACACGCCAGCAUCUCAAACCCCUCGAUACACCCAUAGCUGAACUCCAGUCCUACUAUGGGGAAAGUCACCGCCACUUUCCAGAAAGUAUCAAACAGUACUACGAGCUCGACGAGAAGAAACUCGACGAUCUAAUCACGUUUUUCCAUCAAACCCAUCCCGCAAGCACAGAAACCACCAGCAAACGGUAUCCCCUGAUGAUCAAUCCAUGGCUCAGGCGUGACGGGCAGCAGUUGUAUCCACCACAUUUAGUGGGUGUUGAACACAAGCGCUGUGCGUUCGGCACGUUCAUCGGGUUAACCAAUGAUUUCGUGGAUCCCAAAAUCACUCCGCUAAGAUACAAGCCGGUGUUAAAACCGGAAGCCCCAAACCCCUCUGACGAAACCCCCUCUGGUGCAGGUGCUGUGCAAAGACCAAAGAACAGAGGGUUCCGAGCGUGGCUUGGGCUUCGUAAAUAA